UUGUGGCAUAUUAAGUCAAACUUCACAAAGAUGGAAUGGAUACAGAGCGAGAGGGGUGGGCGAAAGCUCCUCCUGGGAGGAUACAUGUACGUCAAGCAAAAAGAUUUGGCAGAUGGGUACGAGGGCUUUGAAUGUGAGCUACGAAGGAACACACGACAAUGCAGAGCAAAAAUUAAGGUCAUGGGUGAUAACCAAUUCCGCGAUAGAACGGAGCAUAACCAUCCGCCUAACCAUGGUAGAAGCAAUGCUACGAAGGUUAAAGCAGCAACGAAGAGAAGGGCCACUGAGUCCAAUGAAAGACCACAACAGGUGCUUAUGGCGACACUAUGCGAGGUAACAGAGGAAGGGCGGGCAGCGCUACCAUCACUAAACAACAUGAGGAGGAAUAUCCGGAGACAGCGCCAAGAGAACCCAAACGCCCUCCCCAUUCCCAUGACUGUGGAAGAUCUGGAAAUCCCUGUAGAUCAACGAUUGACGCUGGGUGGAGAGCUUUUCCUUUAUCACGACUCUGGAAGAAACGACCCUCGCCGGAUUUUAGUGUUUACUACGGAAAGGAACCUUCAGUUGCUGUCAACGUCUGAAAGUUGGUUCGCUGAUGGCACGUUCAAGGUAGUGCCGACCAUCUUCUUCCAGUUGUGGACAAUCCACGCCACAUAUGAGGGACAUGUGGUGCCUUUGGUUUAUUGCCUCAUGCUAAAUAAGGACCAGGCGUCAUAUUAUAUGCAAGGGUACUAG
Strongylocentrotus purpuratus (purple sea urchin) is the source of this 735-nucleotide messenger RNA. RefSeq lists its product as uncharacterized. The record is from RefSeq and is a predicted model, not a curated record. The transcript is spliced from 3 exons. The coding region runs from base 31 to 735 and encodes 234 amino acids. Lineage: Eukaryota; Metazoa; Echinodermata; Echinoidea; Camarodonta; Strongylocentrotidae.